AUGCCUUACUUGCCAGGAUUACCGCCUGAAGUAAUUGGUCAAAUCCUUGAUGAGAUCCGGGACUCCGCAACUCGCACUGAUCUUUCAAACUUCUCCCUCAUAUCUCGUGCCUGGUGUAGACCAGCUCAAUCGCUGUUGCAUUCGCAUGUAUCCAUCGGCAAGGAAGAAAAGGUCCAGCUGUUGAUUCAGAAGUACACAUUAUAUCCAUAUCUUCGGGAACUUGCGAGUUCCAUACAUCUGUAUGGUUGGGAAAUCCGCUCGUUUUCGGAAGGAUUGCUUGCUUUUGAGGAAACGAUCAUGGCAGAGAAGUUUGAACAGCUCAUGGACAUGUUCAAAGUGGGAGGGAGAUGUAUUAGGGAUCUUUAUAUCGAGUCGUAUGCUUGGAACGAAGAGCAUUCCCGGAAGAUAUUGAACAGCUUUCCUGCAGUCGAGAAACUCGUCAUGCACCGCAUCGACUUGUCCAUGUCACCAGAAAAACUCGUAUUUUUGGUAAUGGGAAUGGCCAACCUGACAUCGUUGUCCUUGUACUCGAUGACCUGGCUGGAACGUCCAAACUUUGAAGAACGAAUGGCCCGUCUUUCUCUUUCUCAGUGCGCAAAGCGGUUAUCCCACCUCGACAUAUGUCCCGUCAACACCUUACCUAGUCUGUUGAUUCUCCUGUCAGGACCGGCAUUUGAUUGGUCGGGCUUGCGGUCAUUGACGCUCGGGUGGCAAGACCAUAGCGAUCCUAAUUCAUACGAGGCAAUCAAAGGUUUUCUGUCAUUACUUGGUCCACAAGUCACCCAGCUCACCAUCAGUACACCAUCCUCGAUCGACGACGAAAGGGCAAUGAAUAGCGCCUUGUGUCUGAGAGAUUUGAUUUCAACGCAAGUAUUGUACCACUUUACGUCUCUUAGACGGCUCGCCUUCUGCACCUACGAUGUCAAUCGGCCUUUUGAGACUAGCCACUACAAGAAUUUCAUCGGCUAUUAUCAUACCCGUACUCUUCUAAAGACGAUGAGAACACCUAGCACUGUCGAAGAAAUCGAAAUCAAAAUAUUAAAGCCGCCCUUCGGCUCGAGCGUUCCUGCGACGUGGCAUCCACUGCGCGACCUUAUUCGUUCAUCGGAAAUUUUCCCCAAUCUGAAGGGAGAGCAGGGUUUAUGGGUGAUAAACGACAGUGGCAGACGUGCGCAUGAAAAUACGAGUAUAAGAUAG
This is a messenger RNA of Marasmius oreades (fairy-ring Marasmius), 1197 nucleotides long. RefSeq lists its product as uncharacterized. The record is from RefSeq and is a predicted model, not a curated record. Bases 1 to 1197 code for a protein of 398 amino acids. Lineage: Eukaryota; Fungi; Basidiomycota; Agaricomycetes; Agaricales; Marasmiaceae. The transcript is spliced from 2 exons.